Molecule: messenger RNA, 717 nt
Organism: Dromaius novaehollandiae (emu)
Lineage: Eukaryota; Metazoa; Chordata; Aves; Casuariiformes; Dromaiidae
Gene: SPCS1
Product: signal peptidase complex subunit 1
Exons: 4
Coding region: 138-632 (164 amino acids)
Biological process (GO): protein targeting to ER
Cellular component (GO): signal peptidase complex; endoplasmic reticulum membrane
Source: RefSeq, a predicted model, not a curated record
GUGGAGACGCAGGCCCGCGCCGUGUCGUGCUGAGCGUCCGCCGGUAGCGGCACGGGAGAACCGGGGCCGGAGGUGGAACCGGGGGCGGUGGCCGGAGCCGGGGCAGCGGCUGGGGACGGCGCGGCCGCGCGGGACGGAUGGCGGAGCCGAGCGGCUGCGCGCAGAGGCGGCCGGGCGGCGGGGCGGAGCACGGCGCGCGUAUUUCCGGCCACCUCAGCGCUCGCCUUCCGCUGCCGCUGCCCGGCCGCGGGGGUCCCGCCAGCCCGCGCCGCCAGCCCGAGCGCGGCGACGCCCAGGACCGCGAGGUGCCGCCGCCCGCCGCCGCCAUGCUGGACAUCUUCCGCUCCAUCCCCACGCAGAUGGACUACAAAGGCCAAAAAUUAGCAGAACAGAUUUUUCAAGGAAUCAUUCUUGUCUCUGCAGUGAUUGGUUUCAUCUAUGGAUACAUCACUGAGCAGUUUGGAUGGACAGUCUACAUAGUUAUGGCUGGUUUUGCUUUAUCAUGUCUGCUAACGCUCCCUCCAUGGCCUAUGUAUCGUCGCAAUCCUCUGAAGUGGCUACCUGUCCAAGAAUCGGGAACAGAAGAUAAGAAGCCAGCAGACAGAAAGCCAAAGAGACAUACUAAAAGCUAAAGAAUUUUUUUUUUUUUUUUUUUUCCAUGAUGUUACCUUGUAGCAUUUAGCUUUAUUAAAUUUUUAAUACCUUUGGACUGGGAAA